Messenger RNA from Ilex paraguariensis (yerba mate), 279 nucleotides. NCBI's taxonomy places the organism in Eukaryota, Viridiplantae, Streptophyta, Magnoliopsida, Aquifoliales, Aquifoliaceae. The record is from the annotation of a GenBank genome assembly.
AUGUCUUCAGAACAGGAAAAAGCCGAGCUUGACGCCAGGGCAAGAGAGGGUCAGACCGUCAUCCCCGGCGGCACCGGAGGAAAAAGCCUCGACGCUCAGGAACGCCUUGCUGAAGGGAGGAGCAAAGGGGGGCAGACGAGGAGGGAGCAGCUGGGGAGCGAGGGAUACCAGGAGAUGGGUCGCAAGGGGGGACUGAGUACUACCGACAAGCCCGGGGGAGAGCGGGCGGAGGAGGAAGGAAUUGAAAUCGACGAAUCCAAGUUCAAGACUAAAAGCUGA